UCACCUCCACCCCACAUCCUCAGUUCGUCGUCCACCGCCACUCACGCCGCACCACACCCCUCUGCUCAUCCACUACUCCCUCAGGCAACGCUCCGAACCUUGAAACCUCGCGCUGCUCGAAGCACCUGUUUCGACUGUUGUUUGAGUUUCACAAGCGCAUCCCACUCCGCGCAGAUCAGUUUUAGCAAAGGAAGCGGAGGUGGAGAGACACGUCCGUGAGAAUAAUUACAUUUACACGUUACAUCAGACUUCUUCUUCCCGCCCAUCCCGCCCACGUGCUUCCCGCGGCGUGGUGACCAGCGCCCGGCGGGAUGAAGGGCGCGGGGAACCUCCUGGCGGCGACAGUGGUAGUGGUAUUAGUGUCCUCUUUGGUGGUGGGGAAAGCCGGAGAGGAGACGCCGAGCCAGGAUAAGAAUUCCACUUUUCCAGUCAGAUUUCCCAAUUUCUCCCAUUCAGUUCCCAAGAAGAAGGUUGAGCCACGCGGGAAGCGGCAGACUGAAGGGAUCGCACCAGGCAUUUGUGACUUCGGCAGUGCGGGGGCGUCCACUUGGUGUUCCUGGAGCUCCCCGGGGCCCGACGCUGCCUCCAGGGUGGAGAAUGAAGGUGCCCCUGAGGCCUGGACACUCUCCACAGGAAUUAACUCGCUGUGGGUUGGCGGGCCUUUUAACGACACCACUGGCGAUGACAGGGGAGGAUAUGCCUUCCACGAAACCUCCAGCACGCCCUCUAAACUGGCACCACUUGCCGUGAUGGAGUCUGAGAUGCAAGGACCAACAGGUCCUAAUGGGAAAUGCCUCAAAUUCUGGUACUUCCUGGAUGGACUAAGUGCAAGCGAGCUUCGUGUUAAAGUUCGCAAAAGAGGAGAAGGUAAAGCUGUCACCAUCUGGAAGACCAACGACCUCACACGUGGGGACUGGCGGGAGGCCCAGGCCCUUUACACCUUCACCGACAAUCACACGAUAAUGGUGGAGGCUGUUCCUGCCGGUGCAGGGGACCCCUUCAACAUUUUCCGAGGGCACAUUGCUGUGGAUGAUUUGGGGACACGGCCUGGACAGGAGUGCAUCGGCUUGUGUUCUUUUGAAGGCGGCAUGUGUGACUGGAAUAACGUCCGUACUGAUGACUUUGACUGGAUGCUGGGUCGUGGCACUCAGAACCCAAUCACAGGGCCACCAAGGGACCGCAGUAGUUCUCAAGGGGAGGCCCUAGGAGGGGCCUAUGUGUUCUUAGACUCAUCCUUUCCACGCAGACCUGGGGAUGUGGGCAGACUGGAAAGCAUUGAAUUUCAGGCAACAGACCCCAACAAUCCUCCCUGCAUGAGGUUCUACACGUAUAUGGCAGGACGAGGUGUGGGUCGCCUUCGAGUGUUGCUUGAGGAUGUAGUCACACGGAAGCAGCAAAUCAUGUGGGCACUGCAGGGCCACCAAGGCACACGGUGGGUCCAGGGCCAGCUGCCACUUUCCUCCGGCACCCCCUUCAAGGUGGUGUUUGAGGGGACAGUUGGCAAACCACGCCUUGGGGACAUUGCACUAGAUGACAUCACCAUUGUCUCUGGACCCUGUGCCACCCUGCCCCCUGCUGCCAUGCCACCUGCCUCUGGAGACUGUACUUUUGAGGAAGACACGUGUGGCUGGAGCAAUCCUGGUACCAACCAGCGUGUGGAUAACCUGCAGUUCCUGAGGGUGAGGGCAGCAGAGUUUGCUUUCCCAACAACAGACCACAGCACAGGGUCCCGACAAGGUUUUUACAUGAAGCUGGAAAGCCCUGCCAGGAAACAAGAGGGUGACCAUGCAUGGCUGCUUUCUCCUAUCAUGCAGGGUGAUGGGCAGGCCAAGUGUCUUUCCUUCUGGUACUUGAUGUUUGAGCCCCUAGGGGAGGUGGAGCCCAAUCUGGGAUCCCUGAGUGCCUUCAUGCUACGAGAGGGAUCAUCUGGUGCAUUGAUCCUCACACCUGUCUGGACACUCCACAAUUUCCAGGGACUAACAUGGUUCUUUGCACAGACUCCACUCAGGGCAGAGGGAGACUUUCAGGUGGUGAUAGAGGCAGUGUGGGGUGCCUCCAAUAGCUCUGGUAUGCUGGCUAUAGAUGACAUCAGUGUCUUUGAUGGAAACUGUCGCACUGUGCCCGAGGCUGCUGUAGUGCGAGCUGGAGAUUGUACUUUCACUCGAGGCUCCUGUGGCUGGACAAAUCUCACUUCAGAUCGAGAUUUUACUUGGACGCUUGCUUCUGCUGUGCGGCGCCCUCUUAACAUGCAUGACCACACUUAUGGUGCCCCAGCUGGCUACAUCUACUUUGAUGUGUUCAACCUUGGAGGACGAACUCAGCGGCUCCAGCUUGUGUCACCUGUUGUGGAGCCGAUGCCAGAUCGCUCUCCACUGUGCUUCACAUUCUGGUUUGCUGGUUUUGGAGCAGAUCCAAACACUAGCCUCAGUAUUUACUUGCGACCUUCCCAGCUACGUUCCUUCCCAGAACAACUUCUGACAGAUCUGUCAAGUGACAUCCGGGUAUGGAGUCACAUCUUGGGAGACCCAGUAGGAUGGAUAUUUGGGCAGGUGCAGCUGCUAGCCAGCACUCGCUUCCAGGUGGUCUUUGAGGGAGUCUCCUUCAAUGGAGGCUUCACGCUGGAUGACUUCAAGGUGUAUGCUGGAACUUGUACAAAAAGACCACGAGAUUCCAGUCUCUCUUUCUCUCAUUCCUGAAGAGGUGCGUCCCUUUCCUCUUGGCUAAGUAUGACAUGAUAGCCAAAGGACCAGAAUGGAACACUGAAAGGAAGGAGGACCUAACAAGCAAUAUAAAGCAGAAGAGGUCACAAGAAAAAGAAAAAAAGGUACCAGAACAAGUCCAGCUGUCAUGUUGAGAGGAGGUUAGCGUGUUUUUUUUUUUUUUGUAGUAUUUAUACAAGCUAUUUCAGUGGUCGCACAUAAAUACUAUAACAUUCUUGUACCAUUUUAUGUAUAUGGUACAUAAAAUACAUCCUCAUUAUUUUGUUAAGCAGAUGAGCCAAUCAGACUUCUGGUGACUCCUGGUUUAACUUCAAGUAAAACUCUGUUCACCUCAAACUAAAGAUGCACCAAGUACUGGUGGUGGUGAUGGUGAUGAUUAAGGUGAUGGUGAGGGGAGGUGGCAUACCUUAUUUAUUUAUUAUGUAUCUGUUUAUUUUUAUUUAUUCUUUAUUUUUUUAUGAUGGUGGUGGUGGUGAUAGUGAUGAGGGCUUCCCUGAUCCUGGCAACUUGUGUCACCUUUUUAGCCUCUCAACAUUUAAAUAGCUGACAAAUAUCUCUUCAUACAGUACCACAAAAUAUUCUGGCCUAAUUUUCGAGAUAUGGAUUUUGUAACAAUAUCUAAACUUGAUUGUGUUUCCUGGAUGUUCUCUUCAUUUGUCGAGCAGAAAAAUCGUAUGUCAGAAAAAGAAGAUGUAAAUAUAUAUGUAUAUUAUGGGAGCAUGUGACUGCUUACUUUGUGAAGGCUUUGGCCAGUGUCUAGUCCUAGAAAUGUUUUUUAGUUGAUGUGUGUUGAUGUUCAUGUGUCUUAUGCUGUUAUGGAAUGCUAUCAGAAUGGUGUGUUGGUUGUGUUUGUGAGAUAGAUGGAAUAUUUCCCCACAGAAGAGGAUGAAUGUGAUGUGCAGAUGGUGGGGUACAGGGUCCUAGGUGGAGAAAGGAGGGCCUGGACUCUGCCAGACAACCCUCUGUCCGUCCACCACUGCCUCACUCUGGGAAUAGUUCCCCUCAGGAAGGUGUGGAGGAAGUGGUACACUACACCACAUCCCUUCUCAGAGCCAGAGGAGGAGGAGGACAUACCAUGCAACUUGCUGCCACUCUUCUGCAAGGUGUCUCCUGUCAGGCAUUGAGUCAAAUGUCUCUGCUUGGUGGCUGUGGUACAUUUAUUGUUGAGUACAGACGUGUUACAACUCUGUUGAUCAAGUCAUUAAUGGGUAAUUUAACUCAAUUUUCCAUAUUUAAAAAAAUUCCAGAAUAGCCAAUGAUUGCAAAUUAUUUACCUUUGUAAUUGUUUACUUUUCACCAGUUUUCAGAUACAGCAACAUUUCCAUCAGAGGUGUGCAGUGGAACACCAUUC
Molecule: messenger RNA, 4071 nt
Organism: Scylla paramamosain (green mud crab)
Lineage: Eukaryota; Metazoa; Arthropoda; Malacostraca; Decapoda; Portunidae
Product: MAM and LDL-receptor class A domain-containing protein 1-like
Exons: 19
Coding region: 312-2696 (794 amino acids)
Cellular component (GO): membrane
Source: RefSeq, a predicted model, not a curated record